AUGGCUUUCACAAAGAAAUCUGGAUUUCUCUUAUGCUUCUGGGGAAUGCAUUUCUUCUUCUUACUCCUUGGCUGCACUUCAAGGAGUUUAAGAGAGUUCAAAAGUUCUGACGUAACAUCUAAUAAUCCUGCAGUUAAACUGCAUAUAGAAAAGAAGCAGGUGAUAGCGGAAAAUGACAUCAUUCGUGUAACUUUCUCAAAUCCGGAGGGUACUGUCCUUGGAAUAACAUAUAAUGGAAUAAAUAAUGUGCUCGAAGGUCGCAAUAAAUUUAACAACAGAGGGUAUUUUGACAUUGUCUGGAAUGCACCAGGACGCCCUUCCAAACUUUGGGGAGGAAGUUCAGGAUUAUACAUAUACGCUGUAUUUGAGCAUCCUGAACAUUUUCCUGCUCUGGAGAUUGAUCACAUUAGGAUUGUUUUCAAGCUACAAAAUGACAGGUUCCACUACAUGGCUGUUGCAGAUGAUAGGCAACGACUCAUGCCAACACCAGAAGAUAGAUCUUUGGGACAACGCCUUGAUUAUGAUGAAGCAGUUCUAAUCACCAGCCCUAGUAACCCGGAACUUCAAGGAGAGGUUGAUGACAAAUAUCAAUACUCCUGUGAGAACAAAGACAAUAAAGUUCAUGGGUGGAUUAACUUGGACUCCAAGACCAAUGAAUCAGUGGGCUUUUGGAUGAUCACACCCAGUAAUGAGUUUCGUAGUGGUGGCCCAAUUAGACAAGGCCUCACUUCUCAUGUUGGCCCUACCACCCUUAAUAUACUUCAUACCACUCACUACUCCGGCAAGGAAGUAACCAUGAAAUUACAAGAAGGGGAACCCUUCAAGAAAGUUUAUGGUCCCGUUUUUGCUUAUCUCAACUCCAUUUCUGGUAUUCAUGAUUCUGAACGAGUCCUCUGGAGUGAUGCUGUUCUACAGCUAUCUAAGGAAGUCAAUAGAUGGCCUUAUGAUUUUCCCAAAUCAGAAGAUUUUGUCCCAACCAAUAAACGAGGAAGAUUGGAGGGACAAUUACUUAUCCAAGACAGACACAUUAAAGGAGGGAAAUUUGUGUACGGCGACAAUGCUUUUAUUGGUUUGGCUCUACCUGGGGAUGUAGGAUCAUGGCAAAGACAAAGCAAGGGUUACCAAUUCUGGACUGAAGCUGACAAAUUGGGCCACUUCACAAUUGAAAAUAUUGUACCAGGGGAAUACAAUUUAUACGCAUGGGUUCCUGGUAUUUUUGGGGACUACAAAUAUAGCACCAUUGUAAUCAUCACACCAGGAUGCAAUAUCCAAUUGGGUUCACUCAUAUACAAUCCUCCAAGAAAUGGACCUACCGUAUGGGAAAUUGGCAUACCAGAUCGCUCUGCUGCAGAGUUCUAUGUUCCAAAUCCUUAUCAUAAUCUCAUAAACCGAUUGUACACUGGGAAACCAUUACACAAGUUUAGACAAUAUGGAUUAUGGGCGCGUUACACUGAGUUAUAUCCAAAUGAGGACCUCAUUUACAAUGUUGGUGUGAGUGAUUAUAGUAAAGAUUGGUUUUAUGCUCAAGUUCCCAGGAAGAUAGGAAACAACAAAUAUCACCCAACAACAUGGGAGAUUAAAUUCCAUUUGCCAUUUGUUACAAGAGGCAGAUACACAAUGCGACUUGCCUUGGCCUCAGCUACACGUUCCAACCUGGUGGUUGGGUUUAAUAACCCUGUGGCUCGUCCUCCACACUUCUCUACGGGAUCAAUAGGCCAAGAUAAUGCCGUAGCAAGACAUGGCAUCCAUGGAUUAUAUUGGUCUUACAGUAUUGAAGUUCCAAGCAAUCUUUUGGUGGAAGGAAGCAACACCAUCUAUCUGAGGCAAGCAAAAGGGAUAAGUCCUUUCCAAGGCAUUAUGUAUGACUACAUCCGUUUCGAAAGACCAGAAGUUUAG
Messenger RNA from Sphenostylis stenocarpa, 1896 nucleotides. The record is from the annotation of a GenBank genome assembly. NCBI's taxonomy places the organism in Eukaryota, Viridiplantae, Streptophyta, Magnoliopsida, Fabales, Fabaceae.